CCCCAAAAUGGCCGCCAUGUAGGCACGUCGGUUAGCAAGAGUGCUACAGUUAGCUAGCAUAUCUCGUGUUUAUAUUUUGUUUUUUUCGCAUCUAUCCAUCUUCUUGUCUAUGGCACAAGACGAAGAAGAAGAAAAAGACGAAGAAGAAGAAGAAGAAGAAGAAGAAGAAAAGGGGGAGGGGGCGGUUCCUCCUGAAAACUUCCAACUUAAUUUUUGUUAUUGUAUCAACAUGGCGACGCGCAGUAUCUUGCCACCACAUACCAGAUUGCUAUUUGUUUUAAAGUCCCAACCCACGGCUCGUCGUCACAGGCGAGGGUACGAACGGAGAUCGAAAGCUUCGCCUUUCGGCUCAGCUCCUUCUUCACCGCCGCGGACUGAUACAGAGUCCGCAUCACUGCAGAUGCUGCUCAGAUGCCGCCUUCGUCGCUCACUCGUGAACCAGACCCCAAGAUGAAUCCGACUUCUUGCCGGCCAUGGGGACCAAAGUCGAACACCGAUCGCACGGGGACCGAACGACCCGUAUCAGGGGCUCCGAUAUCCCGUACUCCUGGAGCACCCUCCGCAGGACUCCCAGAGGGGUCGUGGUCAAAUGCCUUCUCCGAGUGCAUUGGAGAAGGCAACUCCCACGCACCCUCGAGGACCCCGCCGAGGGCGGAGAGCUGGUCCGUUGUUCCACGGCCAGGACCAAAACCACGCUGCUCCUCCUGAAUCUGAGAUUCGACUUCCAGGUGGACCCUCCUCUCCAGGGAGGCUGAGGACUAGCUGGAACACACCCCGGUUUGCCAAUGUAGCGGCACUGUCGCCGAUGUUGCACAGGCGCGUCAACCGGGACGGCCCCGCGACACCCGGAGCCUUCCGGAAUCGUGGGUGCGUCUCAUCCACCGAGCGGCUUUUGAACCGUCUCGGUGACUCCGGCCCCGGAGAUAGGAGAGCCCUUCUCGGUCCCCAGACUCGGUCGGCUUCCUCACAGGAAGGCGCGUCGGCGGACCCGUGAAGCUCUUCAAAGUGUUCGGUCACCUACUAAAUAACGGACUUUCUGUCGAAUUCUAUACCAGUAAACGAUGAGCAUUCUUAUCGUGCAAACGAGCGUCUCGCCUCACACAAUUGAAUGCACGCCCCCUUCCAGUCUGGAUACUGUGCUCUUCACAGCAAGGCUCAGUAUUCCACCGCUCCAAGUCCCGACGAAAAGACCUUCGACAAGAUCCUCAUCGCCAACAGAGGGGAGAUUGCUUGCAGAGUGAUCAGGACGUGCAAGAAGAUGGGGAUUCGGACUGUCGCUGUUCACAGUGACGUGGACUCCAAUGCUGUUCAUGUCAAGAUGGCCGACGAGGCGGCGUGUGUUGGCCCCGCCCCCGCGAAUCGGAGCUACCUCAACAUGGAUGCCAUUCUGCAUGCUGUCAGACACACUAAAUCCCAAGCUGUUCACCCGGGGUAUGGCUUUCUUUCAGAAAACAAAGAAUUUGCAAAGCGACUCGCAAAGGAGAGCGUGGCAUUUAUUGGCCCUGACACUCAUGCUAUCCAAGCAAUGGGGGAUAAAAUUGAGAGCAAACUGAUUGCUAAGGCUGCAAAAGUCAACACCAUCCCAGGAUUUGAUGGCGUGGUCAAGAAUCCAGAGGAAGCCGUCAAAAUGGCACAAAAUAUCGGCUACCCAGUAAUGAUAAAAGCAUCUGCAGGCGGAGGAGGGAAGGGAAUGAGAGUUGCGUGGAAUGAUGAGGAAGCAAGGGAAGGCUUCCGGUUCUCAUCCCAGGAAGCAUCAUCAAGCUUUGGAGACGAUAGACUUCUUAUUGAGAAAUACAUAGAUAACCCGAGACACAUAGAGAUUCAGGUGCUGGCUGAUAAACAUGGUAAUGCUCUGUGGUUAAAUGAAAGGGAGUGUUCUAUCCAGAGGAGGAACCAGAAGGUGGUGGAAGAAGCACCAAGUACUUUCCUGGACUCGGUGACAAGACGAGCAAUGGGUGAGCAAGCAGUGCAGCUCGCCAAGGCUGUGCAGUACUCUUCUGCCGGUACCGUGGAGUUCCUGGUAGAUUCUGCAAAGAAUUUCUACUUCCUGGAGAUGAACACACGGCUACAAGUCGAACAUCCCAUAACAGAAUGUAUUACUGGGCUCGACCUGGUUGAGCAGAUGAUCCGAGUUGCCAAGGGUUACCAACUGCAGCACAAACAGGAAGAUAUCCCAAUAAAUGGCUGGGCCUUUGAGAGCCGCGUCUAUGCUGAGGACCCUUACAAGUCAUUUGGUCUUCCCUCCAUUGGGAGAUUGUCCCAAUACCAAGAGCCACCCAGUCUCAAUAAUGUCCGGGUGGAUAGUGGCAUCCAGGAGGGAAGUGACAUUAGCAUCUAUUAUGAUCCCAUGAUUUCGAAGUUAAUAACCUAUGGUGCUACAAGAGCAGAAGCCCUUGCCAAGAUGGAGGAUGCUCUGGAUAGCUACGUUAUCAGAGGUGUAACCCACAACAUUCCUCUCUUGAGAGAAAUAAUCACCCAUCCUCGCUUUAUUUCCGGUGACAUUAGCACCAACUUCCUUCCAGAGAUUUACCCUGAUGGCUUUAAAGGGCACCAGCUACAGGUGGAACAGCAGCGGGAACUGCUAGCCUCUGCAGCAGCUCUGUACAUCACAGCCCAGCUCUGUUCCCAGAAUGUCCGAGGUAAUUCCAGGGUGUCCUCAAUACCUGCGGAGUGUCACUGCUGGGAGCUAUGUGCACAGCUGGGAGAACGAUGGCAUGAAGUGAAAGUUAAUACAUUUGGAGACAUAUAUAUGGUGGAAGUGGAUGGAGAACAGGUGGAAGUGGAUGGACGGUGGAACUUGGCUUCCCCACUGCUCCCGCUCACUAUCAAUAGUAAGCACAGAAUGUUACAGUGUCUGUCCCGAGAUGCUUCUGGCCUCAUAGUUCUGCAGUACCUGGGCACAUCGUAUAAGGUUCGAAUUCUGUCCAAGUUGGCUGCGGAGUUGAACUCUUACAUGCCAGAGAAAGUUCCUGAAGACGCCAGCAGUAUCCUGCGGUCACCAAUGCCUGGCACGGUGGUGGCAGUUACUGUUAGGCCUGGUGAUAAGGUUGCAGAAGGCCAAGAGAUCUGUGUGAUUGAAGCUAUGAAAAUGCAGAACAGUAUCACUGCUGCCAAACAAGCAAAGGUAAAGCGUGUCCAUUGCAAGCCAGGUGAGACAGUUGGUGAAGGAGAUUUGCUUGUGGAGCUUGAAUAAAUCAGGCCAGAGCGUGGUAUUAUUCCUCUCCAUCAUGGAUGAUCAAUACUGGAAAAAUCUCGACUUCCAGUAUGAUCAAUGUCACCGCAGUGUCCCCAGCAGAGAUUGAUGUCCUCAACAGUGCCUGAGCGUUGAGGUUUAUCAACAAUAUAUCCUGUCAAUCAUCGAUUUCCUGUUUGGUUUCUAAGCUAUGAAACGAUUUUUCUGUUCUUGUUAUAACGCCAUACUAAAAUGUUCUCACCAGUUUUGUAA
Messenger RNA from Phycodurus eques (leafy seadragon), 3445 nucleotides. RefSeq names its product propionyl-CoA carboxylase subunit alpha (gene pcca). Lineage: Eukaryota; Metazoa; Chordata; Actinopteri; Syngnathiformes; Syngnathidae. The record is from RefSeq and is a predicted model, not a curated record. The transcript has 24 exons. Gene Ontology annotation, cellular component: mitochondrion. Gene Ontology annotation, molecular function: propionyl-CoA carboxylase activity; ATP binding; metal ion binding. The coding region runs from base 1109 to 3193 and encodes 694 amino acids.